Molecule: messenger RNA, 1572 nt
Organism: Aspergillus affinis
Lineage: Eukaryota; Fungi; Ascomycota; Eurotiomycetes; Eurotiales; Aspergillaceae
Product: geranylgeranyl pyrophosphate synthetase
Exons: 1
Coding region: 1-1572 (523 amino acids)
Source: RefSeq, a predicted model, not a curated record
AUGGCCAAACCCUUGGUAUCUUCCUGUCCGAUUGCAUGUGCCUUGAACAUGUGCUUUCCUGGACAAAUCAAGUUUGUUGUCAGUUUGGCUGGAGAAAUACCAGCAGAGCAGCAGGUAACGCUGGCCUCUUACAAUUCCCUGGCUUCUGCCAUGGUGGAGCUGGCGGGAGCUGUUCGGCAGAUAUCUACUGGGGAUCCAUCAGAAGCAGUCAAAACUCUUGUUUCCCAAGUGUUGGAACAAAUAAAACGAAAUUUGGAGUCUAUUGAUUCAGCUCCCGCGCUCACUCAAGGAAGUGUUAUUAUCUCAUAUCGGCUUGGUGAUUUGAGGCUCAUGCUGCGCUAUGAGACAGACCGAUACGUUGAUGUAACCUCAACUGUAGAUGUAGGAGUGGACCCACUAUCCAGUAUGAUAGAGUCACUAUCCCUUCACUCAACUAGUAAGCUUCCUCAUAUGUCCUCGACGAGGACCGCAUUGCGGAUCAAAAAACAAGGCCAAACCGUUCCAACUGAAUCAACCCUCAAAAUAAAAACACGGGUCUUUCACAAGCAGAUCGACCUUCAAGAGGUUCUUCCGCAGUUGUGGGUAUCUCAAACCCCCAAUCUCGUGCGUGCCUACCACAGAAACGGUGUGUUUGAGCUGCCAAGAGUUAAAGACGUCACGCCUGAGAUCAAGAAAUGGGACAAUGAACACCAAGAAGAUCUCAUGAAACUAGCUACGAUAAUCAAGAGAAUCAUCAAAGUGGUAAAAGAGAGUGGCGAGAAAGCCGUUGUCAAGUAUAAUGGCCAGCAUAAUGAGUUAGUGGUCUGGAAAGCCGAAGGAAGGCAGUUGUUACCACAUGACAUUUAUUUCAAGCUGAAUAACCAGUCAACAGUCUUGGAAACAAACACCUCCUCAGCAAAUCGACCAGAGACCCAAAAGACGAAAUUGAAAUUUGGAGGUGUUUUGUACGAUAUCGAUCUCUCCAUGAUUCCAUACCUUCGUUCUUUUGUCGACUUCCAACGUAGAGCUCAACCUCAGGUCACAAAAUUUGAUCACGGCGCUAUUCCUUUGUUUGAUGUUGCCCUCAAAGGAAAUGAAAUAGGCUACAGGCAUUGUUUUCGUUCGUUGCCUGCCGAUCUCUCUCAAUAUUACACACUUUGUGGAACAUAUGAUUUUCUCGGAGUCGAUGUUCUUGGACAACAAUCGAUCGAUGAUAUUUUUGUCGACCUCAGAGCCUGCAAAACCACUUAUGAGCUCGACUACAAGCGGGACCGAACUGUUAAGGGCAAUAAAACCAUAGCAAGGAAUGCAGCAUUUCGACUUAUGUUUCUCAUAGUCAUUGGCAAGUUCCACAUUGAAACCAAUGACUGCGCUAAAUUUUAUAACGCUGUGCUAUUUGUUGUGUCACACCCAGGUACUUUCAAAUGGCGCACAAGGAUUCUGGUGCUUGCUGCAUACAAGGAACGGUUUCUUAUCACUUCUAAGCAGAGUGCUCAGUUGGAUCAAUGGUGUCGAAGGGUCAAUCAUGGAUCAGAGGAUGAGGGGACUACAGAUGAGAAAGACUCGGAGCCAUAUUACUCCGAUAGCUCCUAG